AUGGGGUUCGCUUCAUCAUCUCGUGAAGGGAAGUUAAAGAUGAUGAAAACCUCGAACACUAGAAAGACUACGCGAAAGCUAAAUCGUAUGGCCAAGAAGAAAAAGUUGUCGAGGGCUGUGAUCGAUGAAUUCAAAGAUAUCAAAGCGAGGAAGUCGAAGGACUCGCGAAAGCGUGCCGUCAACGUGGAAGACGAUUGGGUUGCGGAUCGUGAAGCUCAAUUUGACGAAGAAGCUGAGGACACACUUCCACUGGAUAUGCUUGACGCGGAUAUUGACUGGGAGAACAGCGCGUUUGCAGGGCUUAAAAGAAGGCAUGAUGAGAAGUUAAAAGCGGAAGAAGGAGACAGUGCCGGUGAUGUCGAUAUUGAAAUGAAAAAACGGAAGUUCGAUGGACAGAUAGACGACAAUCUGGAGGAGAUGUUGCCUAUCAAGCUUAAGGAUGGAACGCUUAUUCGUCCGACGCGUGAAAAGAAGAGCGAGGACAGUUCAGAUGAGGAGCAUGAACAAGGCAGUGUUGAUGAAGAGGUCAAACCAGAAAUGGAGGUAUAUAAGCUACGAGAUCUUUUCCAUUUGUGUCAGGGAGAGAAAGUCCAUUCACUGGUACGUGAGAGCGUCCAGAAGCUGGCUGUGGUCAGUAUCCUUCAAGUCUUCAUUGAUAUUAUUCCCGGAUAUUCUAUUCGAGAACUUACGGCUGAGGAGAAGAAACAGAGGGUGAAGAAGGAGACGAAACGCUUGCAAACGUUUGAGGAGUCGUUGCUACGAUACUAUUUAAAGUUCCUGCAGUUCUGUGAGAAGAUGACCGGAAGGCUUGACGCGAAAGGUCGAAAAUUGAGUGAGGACUCUUUCUCGUACAAACUGGGAAUGUUGUGCUUGAAGUCCAUGUGUAGGCUUGUUAUAGCUGCGCCUCAUUUCAAUUACGCUACUAAUAUAAUGUCGUCACUAAUCCGUCUGUCGUUAUCUAGUCAUUCAACCGUAGUAUCUGAAGUGUGCGAUACGCUGAAUCGAGUAUUUCGCGAAGAUCUUCAUUUACGUAUGUCACUGUUUGGUGCGCGGAGUAUUGCUUCACUUGUCACCAAACGCAAGGGGCACGUUCCUCCUCAGCUAAUUGCCACAUUCCUUUCGCUAAAUAUCAAGGAAGUAAAAAAUGAAGAUAAGAAGUCCGGGAAAGGUCGAAUUUUCGCGAAAAGAGCCCUGAUCAAAAAGGAGCGCGCCAACAAAACUGCAAGGAAGUACAAAAAGCAGCUUGAUAAAUUGGAAGCCGAUUUGAAGGAGCUCGAUGCAGCGGAGACUUUAUCUACAAAGCUGAAAACGGCUACCGAAACCAUGAAACACGUGUUCCAAUGCUAUUUUUCUGUUUUGAAACGAGUGCCAAAUGUAGCCCUACUCGAACCAGUGCUGGAAGGUUUGAGCAAGUUCGCUCAUCUUUUGGGAGUAGAAUUCUUCGAAGAUAUAGUGUGUACCAUGGAAAAUCUUGUGGACAAAGAGCAUUUGCGAAUUUUGGACCAGUUGUAUUGCAUUAAUACGGUGUUUGUAAUUCUUUCUGGAGAUGGACAACUUCUAAAUGUCGACCCCUCACGAUUUUACCGUUCUGUUUAUCGUUUGCUUAAUCAGUUGCCGUUCGAGAAAAAGUCCGAAGUCAGGAGAAAACAUAUGGUCAUGGUUUCAAGAGUACUCGACACAAUGAUUAACGAGCGACGAAAGCAGUUACCCUUAUCGCGAGUGGCUGCAUUUACGAAACGUAUCUUGGCCAUAGCAACUGUCAUGGAUGAUCCCUCCGCUUUGUGCCUCGUUGCACUCGUACGGAGCUUCUUCAUUGCCCAUGCGAAACUUGUGCAACUUGUAGAAGAAGAUGAUUCGGAAGGGGGUGCCGGAGGUCUAUUUCGCUGUGACAUCGACGACCCUGAUGUUUCCAAUGCGAUUGGUAGUACCGUACGCCCCGAACUCAAAAUGCUAACACGGCGACGACAUCGUUCAUUGAGCCAAUUUGCUCAGAAUAUCCUUCAUUCAGUACCGUCAACAGGUCCAUUGAAACUAAAUCCCCAGCUGACAUCCAUGUAA
Messenger RNA from Haemonchus placei, 2058 nucleotides. Lineage: Eukaryota; Metazoa; Nematoda; Chromadorea; Rhabditida; Trichostrongylidae. The record is from the annotation of a GenBank genome assembly.